Messenger RNA from Erigeron canadensis, 2048 nucleotides. RefSeq names its product protein HOTHEAD-like. NCBI's taxonomy places the organism in Eukaryota, Viridiplantae, Streptophyta, Magnoliopsida, Asterales, Asteraceae. Gene Ontology annotation, molecular function: flavin adenine dinucleotide binding; oxidoreductase activity, acting on CH-OH group of donors. The record is from RefSeq and is a predicted model, not a curated record. The coding region runs from base 54 to 1859 and encodes 601 amino acids. The transcript is spliced from 6 exons.
CAAGUAUUUUCUGAAGCCAUUGUCUCCCCAACCUCUAGCUCUUUCUCCAAUUAAUGGCACUCACCAUAAACAAUAACAAUUUCUUCCACCUCUUCCUUUUUCUUCUCUUUUCUUUUAUUGCCACUUCUCAAGCAGGUGAUUACAAGUUGUGGCAAGAUAGGUAUCCAUUUAUCAGAAGGGCAAGUUCAUUUUCAUCAUCCUCAUCUGAUUCUUCAUCAUCAUCAAAGUCAACUCCAUCCAACGGUGGGAAAAGAAAGUACUAUGAUUAUAUAGUAGUGGGGGGUGGCACAGCAGGGUGUCCAUUGGCAGCAACCCUGUCACAAAAUUACAGUGUGUUAUUACUAGAAAGAGGUGGUGUCCCUUUUGAAAACAUAAAUGUAACAUUAUUGUCAAAUUUCCAUCUUACCCUUGCGGACACAUCUCCUACUUCUGCUUCACAAUUUUUUGUAUCCACCGAUGGCGUGUUUAAUGCUAGAGCUAGAGUGCUAGGUGGUGGUACUUCUAUCAAUGCCGGCUUUUACACUCGAGCUAGCACAAGUUAUGUUAAAAGGACAGGAUGGGAUGCAAAAUUGGUGAAUGAAUCGUACCCAUGGGUUGAAAAACAAAUUGUUCACGAGCCUGUUUUUGAACCAUGGCAAAGAGCUGUCCGAGAUGGUCUUGUUGAAAUUGGUAUUUCACCGAACAACGGGUUCACCUAUGACCACUUGUAUGGUACCAAGGUUGGUGGGACGAUUUUUGAUAAGUAUGGACGGAGACACACCUCUGCAGAGCUAUUAGCCUCUGCAAAUGUGCAAAACCUUGAUGUUUUGAUUCAUGCCAGAGUUCAAAAGAUCACGUUUGACACAACUGGGAAAAAGCCGAGGGCGGUUGGUGUAAUUUUCAAAGAUGAGAACGGUGAACAACACGAGGCUUUUAUCUCAAGGAGGCGAAGAAGUGAGAUCAUAGUAACAUGUGGUGCAAUCGGUAGCCCACAACUGUUGUUGCUUAGUGGAAUAGGACCAAAGACUGAUCUUGACAAGUUGAAGAUUCCAGUUGUGCAUAAUAACAAGCAUGUCGGGAAACACAUGUCCGAUAACCCGUUGAAUACUAUUUUUGUCCCAUUCAACAGGGCUGUCAAACAGUCGUUAAUUGAAACCGUCGGAAUCACCAAAAGGGGGGUGUACAUUGAAGCAAGUAGCGGGUUUAGUCAGUCUCCAGAUAGCAUUCACUGUCAUCAUGGAGUUGCCUCAGCCGAGAUCGGCCAACUUUCGACUAUUCCCCCGAAAAGACGAACACAAGAACACAUUGAAGCUUUUAGACGAAACAAGAAAGAUCUCCCACACGAAGCAUUUCAUGGAGGUUUCAUUUUGGAAAAACUCGCUUACCCGAAGUCAAAGGGACAUUUAACCUUAAACAACACAAAUGCUGAUGACAAUCCAACCAUCACAUUUAACUACUUUAGCCACCAGAGUGACCUCCGGAAAUGCGUGAAAGGGAUUCGAAUAGUGGAGAAACUUGUGAGGUCCAAACCGUUCCUAAAUUUUACCAAAUGCAGCAAAGAUACAGUCGAUAAAUUGCUCAACAUGAGUGUCACUGCAAACAUUAAUAUGAUACCACGACACACAAACGACACAAAGUCACUCGAGCAAUUUUGUAAAGACACCGUGAUCUCCAUCUGGCACUACCAUGGAGGGUGCCAGGUGGGCCAGGUGGUGAACACGGAUUACGUGGUCAAGGGAGUUCACAGGCUUCGAGUCAUUGAUGGGUCUACUUUUCACCAGUCUCCUGGCACCAAUCCACAAGCAACAGUUAUGAUGCUGGGAAGGUACAUGGGGGUGAAGAUUUUAAGAGACAGAUUAGGAAGGUUGGCUGGUGUAUGAAGUGGUUGUAGACUACUUGGAUGUCAAAGACUAAAUGAGGCUGGGUAUCAGUAUGUAAUUUUUGUCGAGUAUUAGAUCAUCAAAAACUAAUAUGUAUAAAUUUAGGUAAAACAAAAGAAUGGAAAAGUUAAAAUGUUUUGACUUUUACAUUCUUUUGUAAUUUGUUUAUUUUUCUUGUAUUUCUUAUGU